Aspergillus brunneoviolaceus CBS 621.78 is the source of this 1028-nucleotide messenger RNA. RefSeq lists its product as uncharacterized. The coding region runs from base 1 to 1011 and encodes 336 amino acids. The record is from RefSeq and is a predicted model, not a curated record. The transcript is spliced from 2 exons. Lineage: Eukaryota; Fungi; Ascomycota; Eurotiomycetes; Eurotiales; Aspergillaceae.
AUGGUUAUGAACAUGACACCGGGAUGGAUCACUCCCAUGUGUGACAAUUGUGAUCAACAGUGUCAGGAUGACGAGGAUGAUGUGAUGUUGACACCAGCAGCAAGAAUUGACUCAUUUUUGAUGGCCGCCACCACCCACAACCAUAGAAUUAGAUUAUCCAGCAGCACCAAGUCCAAUGUUCAAUAUCGAAGAGACCAGCAACAGACCACUUCUGACUGUCGAUUCCCGUUAAUCAGUAUGAUAGUUCCCAAGUUUUCCAAGCUCGCUAUACGACCAAGAACCCUUCGACCGGCUCAAUCUUUCUGGGAUUCAGAGAUGGCACCAGCAACCGAUAGAUUGACAUCAGACUCAGGACUAGACUCAGACAAAACGCUCGAUCCGGGAAGAACCCCAAGGCCAGACGCAUCUAGGAUAUUCUUCAUCCCCGAAAUCCUCGAAAUGAUCCUUUUAGAUGCGGAAAUGUACACCAUCCUGAUGUCCACGCGCGUGUGCUCCGCAUGGAAAGAUCUCAUCCAAAUCUCUCCGGAGAUCCGCAGGGCCCUCUUGUUUGCGUCCCGCAUGAUCCAGGCGGGCGUGUCUUUCGACAUCGCGCAAUAUAUAACGCGCCAAUUGGAGAUUGUCGUACCACCAACCUCGGAAGGCCCACCCAACUGGCCCUAUACUUGCUACUGGCGCGACCACUGGCGGACCAUGCUCCUCCAGAACGCUCCGAGUCCGAUGAUUCGCAUCUUUUGCCCUGGUGUCCCCCUUGCUCACGAGAGAGCUUACUGUUCCCUUUACGGCCCACAACGGCCAUACAAAUGUCUUAAUUACUGCCAGAUAGAGAUCUCGUCUGCCCAUGCAUUGCAGCAUUGCCGGGAGCUGGAAGUAGUCAUUGUGCAGGAAUGCCCAGAUCGGGAGGGCAUUCCCAGACCCGUGAAGCUGUAUAUGUGGUUUCAAGUCCUAUCGCAGGGCGACAGCGAAGACUACUUGCUCGAAUACAGAGGUUGGUCUUCACUCCCUGAUUGGUGAAAGGAGAUAUCUCAGAG